ACAAUGUUAUCUCUCUCUUGACAGAAAAAGAAACAGGUGUACUCCAUUAAAAGAAUUAAUAAGAAAGUACUUAGAAAAAGUAAAACAAGAUGGAGUCUUGAACAAAGUGCUGUUUGGGGGUCUUGUUUUCCUCAAAUUCCAAACUUUCUUCUUCUACUUCACCGACCUUCAACUUCUCCCAUGUGAAAAUAGAAACCCCUUUUAUAAAAAAAAGAAGCUUUUUUUAGUAAUCUUGAGAUUGAUACUACUUUUGGGGUUCUUUAUUUUGGGGUUGUUGACUUGGGAACUGAAAGUCUGAAAUGAGUAUUGUUUGAAUUAGUCAUUGAUUGGUUUUAAGCAAUGAAGAACACAAUGAAUUUCAAAAGUAGAGGAGUUGAAUCAGCUGGAAGAGGUGUUUUUUCUAGGAAAUUGACUAUUCUUCUAUGUAUUGGAUGCUUUUGUGCUGGGAUGCUCUUCACUGACAGGAUGUGGACAGUGCCAGAAGCUAAAGGCAUUUCAAGGACAACACGGAUUGAUGAUCGAAAACUAGGGGUAGUUUCUGAGGACUGUGAUCCUACAAAAAAAGAUGUGAAAAGUGAAUCCAAGGAUAUUUUCGGGGAAGUUUCGGAAACACAUCACGCUGUACAAACCUUGGAUAAAACAAUUUCAAACCUAGAGAUGGAACUAGCUGCGGCAAGAUCUUUGCAAGAUUCUAUACUGAGUGGAUCUCCCAUAACCGAAGACGUAAAGAUCCCUGAAUUGACCAAGAAGAGAAAAUAUCUCAUGGUCGUAGGGAUAAACACUGCCUUCAACAGCCGAAAAAGAAGAGACUCGAUCCGUGCUACCUGGAUGCCACAAGGUGAUAAGAGAAAGAAGCUAGAGGAAGAAAAGGGUAUUGUAAUUCGUUUUGUGAUAGGUCACAGUGCAACAUCAGGUGGCAUUCUUGAUAGAGCAAUUGAAGCAGAAGACCAGAAGCACGGAGAUUUCUUGAGGCUGGAACAUGUUGAGGGGUAUCUUGAAUUAUCCGCCAAGACAAAGACCUAUUUUACUACUGCUGUUGCGCUGUGGGAUGCUGAUUUCUAUAUUAAAGUUGAUGAUGAUGUACAUGUAAAUAUAGGUGCACUAGGAGCAACUCUGCUUAGACAUCGUUCAAAACCCCGUGUAUAUAUCGGUUGCAUGAAAUCUGGUCCCGUCCUUGCUCAGAAGGGAGUGAGAUAUCAUGAACCUGAGCAUUGGAAAUUUGGUGAGGACGGAAACAGAUAUUUUCGACAUGCAACAGGGCAGCUAUAUGCCAUUUCAAAAGAUUUAGCCACUUAUAUAUCUAUAAAUCAGCACGUUCUGCACAAGUAUGUUAACGAGGAUGUCUCUCUUGGGUCAUGGCUCAUUGGAUUGGAUGUGGAACAUAUAGAUGAUAGAAGAUUGUGUUGUGGAACUCCACCUGAUUGUGAGUGGAAAGCUCAAGCAGGCAACAUUUGUGUUGCUUCCUUUGAUUGGAGCUGCAGCGGGAUAUGCAGGUCGGUGGAUAGGAUUAAGGAGGUUCAUCGACGUUGUGGGGAAGGCGAAAAUGCUUUGUGGAAUGCAGUCUUUUGAUAAAAUGCAGUAUUUCUCCAAUCUCUGGAGAGACUUCAAGAACAUCAUACAAACACGAGAGAAAAAACAAGAAUUCGCCGAAACAUCAGAGAGAGAGGGAGAGGGGUUGCCACUGUAUCUGCUCCAAAUAUUAUUAGCUAAGGAGGGGAUAGAAUUGUAGCAACCAGUUUCAUUUGAAGCAAAAGUGUAAACAACCAUUCUUUUUAGAUGCUUAGAACAUAAUUUGUUAGUCUUGUGAGAGGAAACUAAUAAAUGUAUCUUUCAGCAAGUGCUUUGCUGCUUUCAUAUAUGAAAGUAUUGAAAUUUUCCUUUA
Molecule: messenger RNA, 1882 nt
Organism: Lycium ferocissimum
Lineage: Eukaryota; Viridiplantae; Streptophyta; Magnoliopsida; Solanales; Solanaceae
Product: probable beta-1,3-galactosyltransferase 2
Exons: 11
Coding region: 340-1569 (409 amino acids)
Cellular component (GO): Golgi membrane
Molecular function (GO): hexosyltransferase activity
Source: RefSeq, a predicted model, not a curated record